CAUGCAUGUGUGAGGUUUAUUAAUUGACUGUACUAAAAUUACACGUCGAGUCGCCGACUGCACCCAAACAAGCCCAGUGCAGUGGCCGAUAUCAUCUAGGUCCAUGUCAAGACUCAUUCUUGACGUCAUCACGGCAGGCACGUCUGAAAUAUACGUAGGACCUUGAUUGCACGAGCCAAGUGCAGCUUCCUCUGCAAUCUUCUUUAUCUGGUGUGUCAACAGAGGUGUCGAAUCAUGGCUCCCGGGAAGGAUGAAGUAACACCCUUGCUAGGGCAUCACGGCCAUAUAUCUACAGAUGGGCACAACAGCAGGUGCUCAAUUCAGCAACGUUGUAAGACCAUGACGACCAGACGGUGGGUGUGUUACGCCAUCCUGAUAGUACUUGCCUUGGUGCUUGUUCUGUCGGGCCUGAUUGGGAUACCGUACAUGAUGUCGGCCAUUUACAAAUGGGUCAUCAAUACAAUGAUGGUACUGGAUCCCUCCUCUCCUCUCUUUGUAGAAUGGGAGACACCAAACAUACCCAUGUUUCAAUCCUUCUAUUUUUUCGACAUUCAAAACCCGGAAGAGUUUAAAGCGGGUGGAAGGCCCAAUGUUAUCGAGAGAGGACCCUAUGUAUAUAAGUUGGGAUUCGACAGACCCAACUUGACUUUCCACGAUAACGACACUCUGUCCUUUUAUCCACGAUAUUUCUAUUCAUUUGAUGAGGAGAAAUCAGCCGGGCCGGAAACAGACAGAUUUAUCACCUUGAAUAUGCCUUUAGUGACGGUAGCCUAUUUUGUGAGGAACGCUGGACCACUCGUCCAGAUCCCUGCCAAUGCCCUGAUGGAGAUGCUAGGUGAGAGACUGACUCUAAAUCUUACAGUAGAGGAGCUCCUGUGGGGUUACGAUGAGCCGCUUUUCAAACUCAUUCAGCCCAUCAUCAACAUUCCAGGCUACGACCAAGGGAAGUUUGGCUUUCUGAUGUCGUUCAAUUAUACAACAUUAAAUCUCUACACUGUAAAUACUGGGAAAGAGAAUCAGACAUUGCUGAAUGAUGUUGUCAACUUCCAGGGCUUGCCAGACCUUAGCUGGUGGGGGACACCAGAAACAAAUGAAAUAUUAGGGACAGAUGGUACUAUGUAUCACCCAUACCUGACAAGAGAAGAAAACAUGCAUCUUUUUCACCCAGAUCUUUGCAGGUCUGUGCCAUAUGUUUAUGAACAAGACACCAUCUACAAAAAAGUGCCUUUACUGAAAUUUGUCCUAGCCAAUUACACAUACUCUAAUGGGACAGACUACCCACCCAACGCAGGAUUCUGUAGCCACGAUCAGGAUCUCUGCGGACCAUCGGGAAUCAUGAGGCAAGACCCGUGCCGUUUUGGUUCUCCAUCUGCCAUAUCGAAUCCUCACUUUUUCCAAGGGGACCCAGCUUUGUAUGAAGCUGUAGGGGGCUUGAACCCCCAGGCAAAAUAUCAUCAGCAUUACAUGGAGGUAGAACCACUGAUGGGCAUGCCGUAUGUAUUGAAAAUGAGAUUACAAAUCAGCAUGAUUACAUUGCAAUUACCCAGGAUAACGGAGAUGAAAAAUGUUCGAAAUAUGGCGAUGCCAGUUUUAUGGUUUGAGCAGAGUGUAGAAGCAGACGACAGAAUAGUUGGGUACUACGAAACAGGGUUUGUCUUGACGGCGUACAUUGCCUUGAUUGUUAAGUGGAUCAUGUUUAGCAUAGGUCUCCUCAUGUGCGUGCUGACGGUCGUGUCUUGCGGAAAGCGACUUGCUCACCCUCCGGUUGGAUCAUCUGAAGAAAAGAAUGAAAAGAUCAUAAACGCAUCACCUGAGAGCAGCUGUGAUAGCGGAUCCGUGAACGUGGCAGUGACCGAGGAUGCGUAGCCAUGGCAACACGAUAUGGGGUUUACUGCAUCUGCCUGCAGAUUUCAUGGAUACUUCAUUCCUCUGAUGGAGAUCGAGAGGCAGAACUCAUGAUAGAAACUGCCAUGUUUGGAACCAAAGAGAGCUGACAACUUACUCCCUCCGCUCACUACGCAAUCCAACUGCUUUCUGAGUGUCUAGAAAUUGUGAUGACUUUAGAUAUAUGGAAAUUUAAGCUAAUAAAGUCCUCCUGACUCUGGGUUAUUAUACUAAUAUGAAUAGUAGAAUU
Molecule: messenger RNA, 2134 nt
Organism: Strongylocentrotus purpuratus (purple sea urchin)
Lineage: Eukaryota; Metazoa; Echinodermata; Echinoidea; Camarodonta; Strongylocentrotidae
Product: scavenger receptor class B member 1
Exons: 13
Coding region: 235-1866 (543 amino acids)
Cellular component (GO): membrane; cytoplasm
Molecular function (GO): scavenger receptor activity
Source: RefSeq, a predicted model, not a curated record